Messenger RNA from Microthlaspi erraticum, 630 nucleotides. NCBI's taxonomy places the organism in Eukaryota, Viridiplantae, Streptophyta, Magnoliopsida, Brassicales, Brassicaceae. The record is from the annotation of a GenBank genome assembly.
AUGGUAUAUACAAGGGUUGGUGUUUGGAUACCUCAGUGCCCCCCAAAGAACUGGGAGGCUAGGUCGUGGUCUGGAGAUGGUAGACGGCCAUCAGGAGCACUCCAUGCAACUGGGUUCUGUCACUCGAUCGAGCUUGCUCUCCUCUUCCUCUUCCUCAAAGUGUGUGGCUUCCUUGGCCUUGGUGGAGCAUUGCUAGCUCGUACUGUCCAUAGGGGUUCCAUCUACUCCGGGGAGGCUCCUGGUAAGGCAUGGAUCGUAUUCAAAUCCCGGAUCCUCGAACUGGGGCUCCUCCAGGUCAACUCGACCGUCAGCUCGAUCGAGUUGAGUUUCCUCUGUUUGGACUCGAUCGAGUCCGGUGGUCGAGCUGGAGCGUCUGGCCUUGGAAGUCUUCCUCCUUCUCUGCGUGUUGUCUUCUCCUUCCCUUGGCUCGAAAGAAGAGGCUCUGUGAGGCUCUUGGGCAGGGAGCCUCCUUGGAGUGGUGAGAAGGAUCUACUCCUAAGGAAUGUGGCUUGGGCCUUCUUCUUCUUGCUUGAAGAACCAGAAACCUUCUUCUCCAAACUUUUGAUCUUGCUCACCAUCUUGUCCAUGGACUUUUGCAUCUUUCAAUGGCUUUCCCUUGCCAUUUGUUGA